AUGUUUAGCUCAAUGAAAGAUACCAUCAUUGCACGGGCUCUUGUCAAGAACAUUCUGCUUUGCAGCAAAGAAGGAAAAGCAGCUUGGGCCACUACGACUGGCUAUUAUCAAGCCAUCAGACAUCAGUUUGAUGUUCAUGAGGCGGUUGCGACUGCGUCCCCAUAUUCUGUUUCAGUGCUGGCUUAUGCCGCAGACUUCUUGUACCACCAAGGCUUUCUGUGUUAUCGAGUCAAAACCCAAAUUCGUUUGCUGGAUGUACACAAUACAGGCCAAAAAGAGCUUGUUUUGGACCUCGACCAUAUGAACAGUUACGACAUCGGAAUUGAAUACAUUCUCUCGGACGUGGGAGAACAAACUACCCUUCUACGGUUCAGUUGCGGGAUCCUGAUCCUUCUGUUUAGCCAAGACAAUUCAAAUGAUGCUGAUCUGGUCGCGAUUGAUUUACAGCCCCGCCCAGACCAGGCUCGACAGAGCCGUUUGCUUCUCCAAGAACCAGUCUCCUCCUCGGAUCCAAUUUUUGUCCGCCAUACCCGUCUGUCUCUCUGGUUUGGCACGUUCACGGCCGUCAAUGGCCGACAGAGUGAAUGGGUAUUGCGGGGCGUGCAAUUGAAAACGUUCCAACGAACUGAGUUUUCCGUAGAAUUUCUUGUCGAUGGCGAGCUUGGCAGGAGAGUAUGCUUUGAGAUCUACAAGGGGAUCUUUAUGUGCGUGGGCAAUGGACGUGUUUGGCGCCGUGAGCAUCGUGAGGGCCCUAUCAACGAAAUGUGGGCUGAUCUCUCUAUACAAGUGGAUGAGGAAAAGGACCGACCGGUCAUUCUUGAAUUCCGCCGUGAAUGGCUUGACGGUCGAAGCGAAAACCAUCGUACCUAUUACACCACACCCCUCCCCACGCGAGACGAGGUCCUGGCAAUGCAUACAAAGGAGUUUACCCGACCCACUGAUAUGGUGGACUCAGGUGAAGCUCAUAGCCAGCUCCCAGGAAAAUGA
Penicillium samsonianum is the source of this 987-nucleotide messenger RNA. RefSeq lists its product as uncharacterized. The record is from RefSeq and is a predicted model, not a curated record. NCBI's taxonomy places the organism in Eukaryota, Fungi, Ascomycota, Eurotiomycetes, Eurotiales, Aspergillaceae. The transcript has 3 exons. Bases 1 to 987 code for a protein of 328 amino acids.